This is a messenger RNA of Penicillium chermesinum, 4638 nucleotides long. RefSeq lists its product as uncharacterized. Gene Ontology annotation, biological process: protein phosphorylation. The coding region runs from base 1 to 4638 and encodes 1545 amino acids. Gene Ontology annotation, molecular function: protein kinase activity; ATP binding. Lineage: Eukaryota; Fungi; Ascomycota; Eurotiomycetes; Eurotiales; Aspergillaceae. The transcript is spliced from 2 exons. The record is from RefSeq and is a predicted model, not a curated record.
AUGGAUGGGCAACGACAGCAAUAUAUUCCACCACCCCCCCCUCCUCGUCAGCCGGCCCAUAUUCCAGCGCAGCUCCAGUCGCAGCUCCAGCCGUUAGUCCCGCCUCCACCUCCAGGUCCUCCUCCAGGCACAACAGGGUACGGGGUUCCUCAAGGAUGGCAACCACAGUCUUGGGGCAAAUCUGUACUGACUACUGGCUUGCCCCCUCCGCCACCUCCGCCCCAGAAUCAACAACAUGCCCCAUACCAACCCGCUGCUAUGGCUGCUAUGGACAACCUUCCUCUGACAUCGGCCACCUAUGUUCCUGGAAAUGAUACCAUUGGAGGGUUUCCACCUUUGUAUGACCCCCCAGGUCGACCUACUUAUGAACCUUACUUGCAACGGCCGACCGCUCCUCAACCAUACCUCACAGAGGCUUCGUACAAUCCUCAAACACCCGGUGGGCGAAUUGGCCAGCCGCACGUUUACUCUCAUACUGCCGGUCCUGAUCAAUCCCACUACGGCGAUUCCCAAUUUCCGUCAUCGAGCACUCAAGGAACGCCAAGCCAUGGGGUGAAUCUUGUCAAGUCACCAAGCUAUCGUCAAUCUCCCGGCAAUGGGUCGCUCGCUGGCCUCUCGCCUGGAAUUGCCGCAUCCCAGUGGCCACUCGAGCGUGUUCUUCAGUGGCUUGCCAAAAAUGGGUUUUCUCAAGAUUGGCAAGAGACUUUCAAGUCAUUAGAGCUCCAGGGCGCGGACUUCCUGGAGCUUGGUCUAGCAUGGAAUGGUCGCGGAAACCUUGGGAAAAUCCAUAGGGUUGUCUACCCUCAGCUGCAAAAAGAAUGUGCACGCAGAGGAGUUGAAUAUGACCAAGCUCGCGAGCGUGAGGAAGGUCGCCGUAUUCGUCAAUUGAUCCGUCAUUUGAAUGAGGGCUCGGAAGACACUGUUUCUACCCCAUUGCAAGGAGAACCGCCGGUGACGAUACCCGGCCCAGCUGACAAUGCUUAUGCAACCUACAACCCGAAAUUUAUUCCAGAGCCCCGUUCAGCUGGAGCAAAUGGAAAACUCGAUUUCACGGCGGAACAGCAAAGCUUAGCCCAAAGGCCAUCGACCGCGAAUGUCGGCAAACCGGGAUCCCAAAUGCGUUCUUUUACAACUCCGAUCUCCGCACACCCCCAUCACGACUCGCCAUUAGAUUCUCCCUCCCGUGAACCCACCACCUGGCUACGAUCCGACUAUACGCGUGGUGUCUUAGCUGGGCUGGGCGAGCAUCGAAGGCAAAGCCCGUCGACUUCCAGUGAAGUUCAAUUUCACCCUGGCUCGUCUAGUCCCAAAAGCGGGAGCCCGGCAAUGCAGUAUGCCUCUCCGGCCCAGCCAGGGCUUACAUCACACUCCACUGGAGACCUGCCUUUAAGAAAUGAGCAUUCACGGGGGAAUAGUACAGAUUCAACCGCUGCCGCAGGGCGCAACACUGGUCGCUAUUAUGAGCAGCACAGAGUGGCACAAGAGGCAAAUCGUCAAUCUCCUCAAGAUUCCACACCUGGAAGGCCUCUUAGCGGGGAAUCAACAUCCACCCAGAGAGAACCCAGCAAAGGAAUCCGGGAGUUUUUCAAAAAGAAAACGAAGAGCAAUACUUCAAACCAUGCUUCUCCCGAGGAGCCAAGCUCCGAGUAUCCUACGACCCCCGAGCCUUCUACGCUUUAUUCGGUUGGUGCGUACAGCAACAGCGACCUUUCUCUGGGCGAACGACCCUCUUCCUCUUCAAAGCCGAAAACUAAGAAGUGGAUUUUUGCAACCACUGAUGGAGUCAAUUACCGCUUGAUUGAUGUUACUGAUUAUGAAUCUGUGGAAACCUUGCGGGCCGUGAUCUGCAAAAACUUGGAAAUAUCUGAUUGGGCAAGCGCCCAGAUAUUUUUGACUGAACCUGGCCAGACAGAGCAUGACGAACCAGUAAACGACACCAACCUAGCCAUCUAUCGACGCAGGAAGUCCGAUGCAUAUGGCUCGUUAAAGCUGUUUGUUCAUGGAACGUCUGAUCGGGCAACCAAGAACCGGCCUCACAACUUCAAUGGCCUUGAAAAACCUGCUUUAUCACCUGUUGCCAUCCAAACCCCAAUCCAUCGAAAACCUCUGGAUGAGGAUGCCUUGCAGAGAAUAUCACCACAAAACCCGAAGCCUAGCUCACCACUCUUGAACUCCCGGCAGCCAACACUCCGGCCGAAGAGUUCCAAGAAUGAUCUGAUUAGCUCUCAAGAUUCCCAAAAGGCUUCAGACACUGACAAUGCUGAUAUAGCCGCCCGUCAUGAAUCUUAUUUACUUGAUGUUGAACGAAAGCAAAGAGAAAACCAUAUUUCACGUGUCCCCCCAUCCCCACAGCACCGAAAGCCAACCUACGGUGAAACUGGCUAUAGAGGCGGUUUUGUCGAUUUCGAUCUGCCUCGAGUGUCACCGUACGAAGAGAGACGACUAUCGUCUAGCGAUGAGAAGAAGCCAGAGACAUUGGUGCCUUUACGCAAACCACCAGUGGCUCCUAAUGAAUCAAAUACGUUGACAAAAGUCAACUCUCUUCGCAAAGCCCCUGGGCAGCGGGAACGUCUACAUCUGCACACUCACGCUCAGAACCAGGCUUCCCACGGCCUGGGAGCUGUUUUGGCCAGCGUUGGCCGAAUGACGAGCGCCAUCGGCACACCAAUCCCUUCCGGCCGCGACUCUUCGUCGCCUUCCUCUGCAAACCGGGACAGCGUUAGUUCUGAGUCUGAAAGGGCGCAUACCGGCGAUUCUGCCGGAACAGCAUCGAGUAGGACAACUCUGGGUAAGUUCCGGGACAAGAAGCAUAAGUUGCCUUGCACGUUUUUCUGGUUUUUCAAAACGCUAAUCACCUACUUUGUAGACUCAGGGAUUGCUUCAAAAUGGGCUCCAGAUGGUGGACAAAGGUCUCCCUCUUUUGUCCCACCUGCUUCAGCAAGGCCGUCUUCUGUCAGUUCCAGGCCAUCUAUUCAAUCUCGCAAGUCAUUCGGUCCUGUCAUAGACUUCGAGGAGCAGCAAGUCUCCUUUCAAGAGACGUCUCGAGCAGCAGCGGAAGCAUCUGAUGACGACUCCGACGACGGUCUCUUCAUGGUGCCUCUAGCCAAUAACAAGCCUCAAAACCCGGAGCCUCAGACUCAGGUUAAUUCAGAAGAGAAGCCUGUUCUGAGUGUAGAUACGAAACAAAAACCGGGCCGUGUGAGGAUCAUAUCACCCGUCAACACAGCGCAGGGCAGUGGCCCUUCAGCACGCAGCUCUAAUGGCGAUGCUUCAGAUGGUCACGACCCACAUUCUAGUACCUGGUUCCACCCAAGCUCCCCAGAUGAAGAGAAGCCUCCUCCAGACCGCAGACAUUCGUUUGCCAGCGGUGACCUCUGGGCCAGCAGACCUCCUGUUGAAGGCGUUAUCGACAACCUGGACAGCUUCUUCCCGGGCGUCGAUCUCGAUGCUCCUUACCUUGGUGAACCUCAAUCGCCGAGCUCUAAAGGCAAAGACUCCGAUGGCGAUGCAACGAUGAGACCAAAGCAAGAGUAUCCUGCGCCUCCGCCCAUGCCACCUACUGAUCCCGUCGCGCGACCAGGAACUGGAAAUGCUGCAAGGCAAAUCAUGAGUCGCAACAAUGGCGGAGGCGGACUUGGGCGAGCCAAAUCUAUUCGAGAUAUCGCCCGCGGUGCAGCUGUUAGGACGAAGAGUGUCAAUGCCUCUCCACAAAGAUCGAAUGUUCCGUUGCGUCGCAAGAGCACCAAGAUGUUUGGCGCCAAGAUCAUUCAGAUGAGUCCCAAGCCUGGCAGUCGACUCAGUAAUCUCGAUCCAAUCCCCCAAAGUGCGGCUCAUCAAGCGAGUUCCAGUGCUUCCCAACCGCAACCUACCUUCCGCAUCAUCCGUGGUGAGCUUAUCGGUAAAGGAACUUACGGUCGCGUGUACCUUGGCAUCAACGCGGACAAUGGUGAAGUUCUGGCUGUCAAACAAGUAGAAAUCAACCCGCGGGUCGCAGGCACCGAUCGAGAUAAGAUAAAAGAGAUGGUGGCAGCCCUGGAUCAAGAGAUUGAUACCAUGCAGCACCUUGAGCAUGCUAAUAUCGUGCAAUACUUAGGUUGCGAGCGUGGUGAAUUUUCUAUCUCUAUCUACCUCGAGUAUAUCUCUGGUGGCUCGAUUGGUAGUUGUCUACGAAAGCAUGGCAAAUUCCAGGAAAGCGUUGUCAAGUCUCUGACCCGUCAAACUCUCAGCGGUCUAGCCUACCUCCACGAAAUGGGUAUUCUCCACCGGGACUUGAAAGCAGACAACAUCUUGCUGGAUGUGGAUGGCACGUGCAAGAUCUCAGAUUUCGGUAUUUCCAAGAAAACAAAUGACAUCUACGUCAAUGACUCGAGCAAUUCUAUGCAAGGCACCGUCUUUUGGAUGGCCCCCGAAGUCAUUCAAUCGCAGGGCCAAGGCUACAGUGCCAAGGUGGAUAUCUGGUCACUUGGGUGUGUGGUGCUUGAAAUGUUUGCUGGCCGUCGCCCUUGGAGCAAGGAGGAGGCCAUCGGUGCCAUCUUCAAGCUUGGUAGUCUCGGCCAGGCGCCCCCCAUUCCUGAGGAUGUCUCGACGGCUGCUAGCCCCGCGGCUCUUGCAUUCAUGUGGGACUGCUUUACAGUGUAA